AUGACGGCGGCCAUCAUGCUGUUGAUGUUGUUUGUCUCCAUGAACCCCGAGGGAGGGGACCCCACACCCACCACCGCCCUCAUCAGUGGGUCCCCGGAAUCAGCAAUUAACCGCCGGCGCCGCAGCUGGCUGUGGAACCAGUUCUUCGUGAUCGAGGAGUACCGGGGGCCAGAGCCCGUGCUGAUCGGACGGCUGCACAGCGACAUGGACGCGGGCGACGGCCGCACGCGCUACACCCUGGAGGGCGAGGGCGUGGGCUCCGUGUUCGUCGUCGACGGCAACACGGGCAACAUCCACGUCACCAAGUCGCUGGACCGCGAGGAGAAGGAGCAGUACCGGCUGGUCGCCACGGCGACAGACCGGCGCACGGGCCGCGCCCUGGAGCCGUCCUCCGAGUUCCUGAUCCGCGUGCAGGACAUCAACGACAACGCGCCCGCCUUCGCCCGCGGGAGCUACGUCGCCACGGUGACCGAGAUGGCCGACAUGGGAACCUCCAUCAUCCAGGUGACGGCGCUGGACGCAGACGACCCGUCCUACGGUUAUAGCGCCCGGCUGGUGUACACAGUAACCCACGGCCAGGACGCCUUCUCCGUCGACGCCCAGACAGGGGUGCUGAGGACGGCGGUGGCAGACAUGGACCGCGAGACCCAGGAGGAGUACCUGGUGGUCCUGGAGGCCAAAGACAUGGGGGGCCACCAGGGGGGGCUCUCAGGGACCACCACCGUCACCGUGACGCUGGCCGACGUCAACGACAACCCGCCCCACUUCAGGCGCAGCGCGUGGACCUUCUCGGUCUCCGAGCUGGCGGCGCCGGGCGUGGAGGUGGGCCGUCUGACGGCGUCGGACCCCGACCUGGGGGUCAACGCCCAGCUGGACUUCACCCUGGUAGACACGGACGGCGCUGGAGACACCUUCAACCUCACGGCCCGGGACCGCGAGGCCGUCAUCGUGCUCAACAAGCUGCUGGACUUCGAGAGCCGCAGCUCGUACUCCUUCUCCGUGGAGGUGUCCAACCCGGUGGUGGACCCCCGCUUCCUACGCAAGGGGCCCUUCAAGGACCUGGCGGGGGUCCGGGUCCUGAUCCUGGACGCCGACGAGCCCCCGCGCUUCUCCCGGCCGCGGUACCGCCUGGACGUGUCGGAGAACUGCCCCCCGGUGUGCUCGGUGGGCCGUGUGUCGGCGGUGGACCCCGACUCUCCCCCCUCCCCUGCCAGGUAUUCCAUCGAUCCGCAGUCGGACCCCGAGGCGGUCUUCCGUAUCGGCUCUGACACCGGCUUCAUCACCACGGUGAUAGAGCUGGACCGCGAGCAGGAGCAGUGGCACAACAUCACCGCCAUCGCCACCCAGAGAGACAACCCCAGCCUGGUGACACGGGUGGUGGUUGCCAUAGAGACGCUGGAUCAGAACGACAACGCGCCGGAGCUGGACCGGCAGUACGCCACGGCCGUGUGUGACUCCAGCGCCCCCGGCCAGGUGGUGCAGGUCCUGAGAGCCAUCGACCGGGACCAGGGUGGAGCCGACAGCCCGGUUCUCCAUGUUCCUCAUGGUCUCCACCCUGUCCUCCACCCUGUUCCUCAUGGUCUCCACCCUGUUCUCCACCCUGUUCCUCAUGUUUCCACCCUGUUUCUCAUGUUCUCCACCCUGUUCUCCAUCCUGUUCUCCACCAUGUUCUCGAUCAUGUUCUCCACCCUGUUCUCCACCCUGUUCCUCAUGUUCUCCACCCUGUUCUCUACCCUGUUCCUCAUGUUCUCCACCCUGUUCUCCACCCUGUUCCUCAUGUUCUCCACCCUGUUCUCCAUCAUGUUCUCCACCCUGUUCUCCACCCUGUUCUCCACCAUGUUCUCUAUCAUGUUCUCCACCAUGUUCCUCAUGUUCUCCAUCCUGUUCUCCACCCUGUUCUCCACCCUGUUCCUCAUGUUCUCCACCCUGUUCUCCACCCUGUUCCUCAUGUUCUCCACCCUGUUCUCCACCCUCUUCUCUUUAUGGUCCCUGGUGGUGGGCCCGGGGCUGGCCCCCCUCCCGGGCUCCGGCCCCCCCGGCGCCCCCCUGCUCCUCAGCCUGUACGUGCCGGUGGUGCUGCGGGACCUGGGCUCGGGGCUGGCCAGCACGGGCACGGUGACGGUGACCGUGUGCCCCUGCCUGCUGGGGGGCAUGCGCACCGAGGAGCGGGCGGGGCGGGGGGCGCGGCGGGGGGAGGGGCCCGCCGUCUGCAUGGCCCCGCCCUCGCCCUCCACCUCGCUCAUCUUCAGCAUGAAGCCGGACUCCCUCUGCCCGCAGGCCGGAGAUGAGGACCUGAGGGAGAACAUCAUCUCCUACGACGACGAGGGGGGGGGCGAGGCCGACACGGCCGCCUUCGACAUGGCCGCCCUGCAGAGCACGCAGCGCGCACAACACAUGCACACCGCGCACAACCACACGCACAACAACGCACACCACAACCCCAACAUCUGGAGCCGCGCCCCCCGCCCGGCCGCGGCCCCGCCCCCUCGACCACGCCCGGGCUCCGCCCCCAUGUACGGCCGCCGCUACGCCGCGCACACGUUGCCCUCGCCCCGGGACCCCCCCCUGCACCUCCCCCAGCUCGCCCACCUCGGAGCCCCGCCCGGGUGGAGGCAGCAGGCUGACCGGAGCUUCAUUAGCAUGCUGGCUAAUGCUAACGCUAGCAUGCGGGCUAACGCUAGCAUGCUGGCUAACGCUAGCGGCAUCGCUACAGCUGCCGCUGGCCUUGGCGAUGUGACGACUGCGGCAGGAGGCGUCGGGGAGCAGGUCCAGAGGAACCCUGCGGUGAUUCAGAACGAUCACGAGGAGCGAGGGGGGGGGUCGGCCCCCACCAGCCCCACCGCGUCCGGCUCCACGCUCGACGACACCGACUCCUCCCUCCCCUCCCUCCCCUCCUUGUCGGGGCCUCCCUGUCACCGUGGCAACGAGGUGACCCCUCCCCCCGACUCCUACAGCAUCGUGGGGUCGCUGAGCCGCCGUGGGGCCCGGGGGCGGGGCCCGGGGGCCAGCACGGGGGAGGCAGCGGCCUCGCUCCCCAUGCGCAUGGAGGACUUCCUGAACUUCCGGCUGAAGCGCGUGACCUUCGACCUCACGCAGCCGCCCUACGACUCGCUGCAGACCUACGAGUUCGAGGGUCGGGGGUCGCGGGCGGGGUCGCUGAGCUCGCUGGAGAGCGAGGAGGCGGGGGAGGAGGAGCGGGGGGGAGGGGCAGGGGGCGGCGGCAUGGCGGCGCUCAACCAGAAGUUCAGACGGCUGGAGACAGGGACGGAGCUACAAGAGGAGGAGGAGGAGGAGCUCGGGAAGAGAUGGGACUUCUAG
This is a messenger RNA of Gadus chalcogrammus (walleye pollock), 3318 nucleotides long. It is a transcript of the gene cdh24a, whose product is annotated as cadherin-24. Gene Ontology annotation, molecular function: calcium ion binding; cadherin binding. Gene Ontology annotation, biological process: cell morphogenesis; multicellular organism development; homophilic cell-cell adhesion. Gene Ontology annotation, cellular component: plasma membrane; catenin complex; adherens junction. The coding region runs from base 1 to 3318 and encodes 1105 amino acids. The record is from RefSeq and is a predicted model, not a curated record. The transcript is spliced from 20 exons. NCBI's taxonomy places the organism in Eukaryota, Metazoa, Chordata, Actinopteri, Gadiformes, Gadidae.